Molecule: messenger RNA, 527 nt
Organism: Carlito syrichta (Philippine tarsier)
Lineage: Eukaryota; Metazoa; Chordata; Mammalia; Primates; Tarsiidae
Product: protein S100-A7-like
Exons: 3
Coding region: 166-465 (99 amino acids)
Cellular component (GO): cytoplasm
Molecular function (GO): transition metal ion binding
Source: RefSeq, a predicted model, not a curated record
GUGUUAUCAAGUACUUGUCUUUAGGGAAGGGGAUGUUCUCAGUUUGUAAGACCUUCCUCAUUUUACUUUUCUCAGCUGGCUAUCUGCAGGGGCUCCAGGUCUACAGGACUGGCUCAUAGGCAAGAAGGAGGGGAAAGGAUACCUGCAGCCUUUCUGAAAGUCAAGAUGAGCCUCACUCAGGCUGAGAAGUCCAUGAUCGGCAUGAUCGACUUGUUCCACAAAUACGCGGGACGUGAUGACACCAUUGACAAGCCAGGCCUGUUGACGAUGAUGAAGGAGAAUUUCCCCAACUUCCUCAGUGCCUGUGAGAAAAAGGGCACAGAUUACCUGGGCAACAUGUUUGAGAAAAAGGAAAAUAACAAGAGGAUUGGGUUUUCUGAGUUUCUCUCCUUGCUGGGGGACAUGGCCACAAAAUACCACAAUCAGAGCCAUGGAGCGGAGCCCUGUUCCGGGGGAAGCCUGUGAUCCCGCCCACCCCAGAGGCCUCCAGAGACCCCAAGAAUAAUAAAGUGUCUAUUCCCACAAGA